CGAAUCAUUUUCAAGACAGAUGAUUUCUGCUGCCGUGAAAGAAAGGAGGAGGUGACCGGUGUUCGCACCAAAGGAGCUCAUGUCCGUACAAGUUCUCCAAGAUGACCCGAUGGACGCCACGGCGGUGGCGAGUCGAGAGGCGCAGAGGCACCGGCUCUGUCUUUCGAGCAAUCAAGGCUCUGUCACUCCUAGUCGCAUUGCUUACAGUUGUUUUCUGGACGCAUGCUUUUUAUCGAUUUUCCGGUAUUACCGAUCAAAACUGGGAAGAAGCUGACGCUAUAUUUACGCCAGCUACAAAGACGGAUUCCACAAUCGCUGCCGCGCAGGUACGCGUCACAUUAAACACCUCUCCCCGUGGGAAAUCGCUUCACGAAGUUAUCUUGCCAUCGCCAGCAUCGAAGCCACAGCUGCGCGAAACAUUCAAGGAGCAACCGAUGAGUUCUGGUGACUGGGUGUCCACCGACACUUACCUUAGAACAAAACUAAAGCUGUUCUUGUACUCUGCGUACUUAGACAACCGCCUCGCCGUGCCCGUGGUUCGGGUUAUAGGCGCAUACGCCAGCGUAAACGGUGCUCAAGUUUCCUGCAGGCUAGAGUAUGCCAGUGGGGAAGCGAGUGUGGUCGCCGCCACGAAGAAGACCAUUAAUGAGAACUGGAAGCUCAAGUAUGGUGCGGCCUUCUUCUUGUGUCCUUAUUCCGACGACUCAGACAAUCCGCCACCGGUUCGCGUGCGACUCAAGGAGACUUACGAACUGCAGUGGAGUCCUUCAAUACCAAUAUGGCCCCUAGAGACAAGACCUGGUGAAGCGACUGGGCGUUUUGCGGUCUGCGUGAAGCCCCUGCACUACAAGUAUGACAGAGUGUCGUGGCUGGCAGAGUUUGUAGAGUUCAACAGAAUCGUUGGCGUAGAUCGUUUCUUCUUCUACAAUCACAGUAUAGGAAGCAACGUAGACAGACUGUUGCGUGUGUACAUGGAAAAAGGUGUCGUCACGAGCCUUCCGUGGAACCUAGACAUCAAGUCACAGAAGGAGAUCCGCACCGAAGGCCUGUUCGCAGCUCUCAAUGACUGCGUGUACCGCAGCAUGAACCAUUUCGACUACGUCCUCGUCCUUGACUUGGAUGAAUUUGCCGUUCCUCGGAAGGACGACAGUCUACCUGCAAUGGUGACCAGACUGAAACGCGCUGCGCCACGCACCAUGAGUUACGUGCUUUUGAACAGCUUCUUUUACCUCUACUGGGAAAACGACACUACUGCCUACGGAGCCCUGCCAGAGACUGCUCCUCUGGAGAUUCCAUAUCUGCUUACCCAGUUCAAGACUCGCCGGUCAAAAAAAGUGUUCCGAGUUGGAUCGCGCUCCAAGUACAUCGUACGUCCGGUGGCGGCUGUUGAAGUGGGGAACCACGUCGUCUGGAGAUACCUUGUGCUCGAUCUGUUCUUCAUCGUCAUCCAGGUGGUCGUCACCAGGCAACACAACGUGUGUCACCAGAAGAUGCCCUGCUACAACCACUAUCGCAUCUGUGAGUUCGGAGGCUUCGACUGUAUCAAGCAACCUUCGAUAGUGGAUCGCUCGGCCCUGCGCUUCAACACCUCACUGCUCGAGCGUGUGAACAGCGUCUGCGCACAGGCUUUCCCGGAUGUUGGACGCUGUCCUAAAGCUCCAGGCCUAGGAAGCCCUUGGUGACCGUUGCCGAAGUGGAGAGAUCUCUAUGGUCGAGAACGUGUUCGAGAACCAAUAGCGUUUUCUGUAUACCGAGAGUUGCAGCGUAUAGAAAAAGAAGGUGGUUGUGAAGCGCAGAGUUACUAAUUAUAAAGAUGUAGAUUGGUGGUGCAGUAAUUUGUUUUUGCCAUUGGGGCCCACAUUUGCCUCCUCAGAAGUGACCACAUUGAAAAAAAAAUGUUCGAGCGAAUCUAACGCACAGGAUUUGCAAUUGUCCAUAGGUGAUUGUUGAUCUAAUGUGACGAAAUUGCAGUCAGGCUGACACUACUGCUUGGCUCACAACUUCAGAAAUUAGAAGCGCCUCACUUUUGCAACCUGCCCGUAUAUAAGAGCGGUUGGAAGAAUCCUUUAUCUUACUAUGCCCACUUUCUUGCUGCUGUCCUACGAUGAUUUUCUGUGCAAAAUAACGAAGGAACAGCUGCAUAAGAAAUUCACACCCUUUUUUGGUCCUGAGAGCUGCACAUAAUAAUUGCACUACCUGUUGCACGGGAAGGUGACAUUGCAAAAAAAACGUUGAAAUGUUAGUUAGGUCACAUAAGUUAUUUACUUUUGUCAGUAUUAGUAUGAGGAGAAAAAGGUUUAAAGAUAAAGGCGAUCGCUGGCGAUCUUUGUGUCCUUAUUCAAGAUAAUGGCACGGAAAAUUUUCUUCUUUGAUUCCGGUUAAACCAUUUUACGUAUGCCUGUGUACCACACGUGCCCAGAAGCAUGCAUUAGCGACUGAAUUGAUUUAGUGAAAUUACCUGAAAUAUUGGGAUAACCUUAAAGGUACCCCCCAGCACCUUCUUUAGCAAGCAUAUAGAAGAUUCACUAAAGGCAUU
Molecule: messenger RNA, 2536 nt
Organism: Rhipicephalus microplus (southern cattle tick)
Lineage: Eukaryota; Metazoa; Arthropoda; Arachnida; Ixodida; Ixodidae
Cellular component (GO): cytoplasm
Molecular function (GO): glycosyltransferase activity
Source: RefSeq, a predicted model, not a curated record